Messenger RNA from Dreissena polymorpha, 1584 nucleotides. RefSeq names its product PAT complex subunit Asterix-like. Gene Ontology annotation, biological process: protein insertion into ER membrane. Bases 81 to 398 code for a protein of 105 amino acids. Gene Ontology annotation, molecular function: protein folding chaperone. The record is from RefSeq and is a predicted model, not a curated record. Gene Ontology annotation, cellular component: endoplasmic reticulum membrane. The transcript is spliced from 5 exons. NCBI's taxonomy places the organism in Eukaryota, Metazoa, Mollusca, Bivalvia, Myida, Dreissenidae.
AGUGGGACCAGAUACCUUAUUUAAUAGUAGUGUGUAGCCAUAUUUCCAAAUCGUGUAAGCCUCAAACGACGAAUCUAAAAAUGUCAAACGCAGCCACAAACGACGUAAAAAGACCGAACAAAAUACACAGAUAUAAGCCCAAAGAUUCCAGUGCACCCGGUGAUGAUCCCACUCCAGACUACAUGAACCUUCUAGGGAUGAUCUUCAGCAUGUGCGGGCUCAUGAUGAAGCUGAAGUGGUGUGCAUGGUGCGCUGUUUACUGUUCAUUCAUCAGCUUUGCCAAUUCCAGGGCAUCAGAGGACACCAAACAAACACUAAGUAGCUUUAUGCUGUCCAUAUCAGCAGUGGUGAUGUCCUAUCUACAGAACCCACAACCAAUGACCCCUCCAUGGCAGUGACGAAACAUUUUCCUAUCCAUCUCUAGUCUAUACACCAGUCAGCAAGCAAACGUACAACCAUCAAUUCAUUCCAUCGUGGUCACAUGACUUAGUUAUGUUAAAUUUUAAGUGUAAAUUCAAAGAAAGAACAAUUAUUUUCUCUGAUGUUUUAUUUGCACUUUUCAUCUUAUAUUUCAAGCUUUUAUACACAUUGUUUACCUUUAUUUGAAAAAAAAAAUCAGAUUUUUAGAAAUACUUGCGCACUGCAAAAUUUGAUCGCCUGGGUGUGUGCUGGCUAAUUUCCAUCAGUGCAUAAACAAUUACUUAAUUAAAAAAAAAUCAAACAGGUUCUCAUUCUGCAUGACAUGCUGUAGAACAAUUAAUGAAACUAAUCUAGUUUCUUUUUAAAAAUAUGUUUCCAAAACCAUGGAAAUCCAACAUCAAGAAGUUACACACAUCUCAUAUGGGUCAAUAUUUUAGCAUGUGUUUGUAAAUAUUCUCAGUUAUUGGGCCGUGUACCACAGCAUUAGUGGGCAACAUCAUCCUGCUUAUAAACAUUUAUUUUUAUUUUUUGGGUGUGAUUUACCACUGUCCAGCAAUUUAUUGUGUAAGAACUAAAAUUGACCCUUUAGUUAUCAAUUUUAUCGUGCAAUUCUUAAUUUAACAAGUAUGAAUAUGUAUAUGCAAAACUGAAAUGAUAUUUUUCUUUAUAUGGUGUAUUAACAUUUUAACACAUAUUAGUUUUUGGCCUUAUGAAAUAUUUUGAUUAAAAGUAAUGAAAAGUAAUGUGUAUUUCUCAACAAUUUUUUUCAAUAUGUUAUGAUGUUUUAGAAAAUCUUGCACAUAUUAUUUUUUGGCCUUAUGAAAUAUUUUGAUUUAAAGUAAAGUGUAUUUCUCAACAAUUUCUUCAAUAAGUUAUGAUGUUUUAGUAAAUCUUGUUAAGAUUGAAAGUUUACUUUGGUAGGUAUUUUUAACCCUGAUAGAAUAACCCUUUGGUUUUAUAGAAGAAACCUAAUACACAUGUAGAUUAUUGUAGAAUAUUAUAAUGGAAAAGUAGAAAACAUGUUAUCAAAUCACUCUUUGCAAUAAAAGACUAAGUUGACACUUUUUAUGUUAACACGUUUUAUGUAUAUUAGAAAAACAUUUAUGUCAAUGAAAUUAUUGUAAUUACAUGUAUUAUAAUCAAGAAAUAAAUAUUUUGAAUUAA